Messenger RNA from Jatropha curcas, 2070 nucleotides. It is a transcript of the gene GIL1, whose product is annotated as glucose-6-phosphate isomerase, putative (DUF641). Gene Ontology annotation, biological process: negative gravitropism; response to red or far red light. Lineage: Eukaryota; Viridiplantae; Streptophyta; Magnoliopsida; Malpighiales; Euphorbiaceae. The record is from RefSeq and is a predicted model, not a curated record.
UCCAUCUUCCUGUUCAUUAACUGUAUCCACUUCAGAUCUCUCUCUUCUCUCUCUUUCUCUGUGGGUGUGUUUGUGAGAUCUGUUGAAGACAAUGUUUAGCAGCAUGUUGCUUUGUUCCAUGCGCUCUAACAGUUCAAGGGCGAAGAAGAAGCGAGAAAACUUACAGAAGCAGACUGACGACUUCGAGACAGAAGCUAACGACGCUGGCUUGUUUUUCUCUCUUCCAUACAACAGAGAUCCGGUGGUUGCCAAGCCGUCAAGGUUCACUCUCCGAUCAGAUCAUAUUUCCAGGUCUCAAUUCCAGGCAAAAAAGAAAGGAGAAAUGGCGAACAAGGUAUCGAAUUUCUCCGACCUGAUUCAACGAGUGGCGGCUUCUUGUUUGCUUCAUCCACUUGCCGCCGGAAGACAAGAUUCCGGUAAUGUGACUGGCGAUGAACGACAAAUUUACGAGUACGAGACUGAUGAACAGGAGGAUUUGGAGGAAGAGGAGGAGGAAGACGAGGGGGAGACGGAGUCGGUCGAAAUGGGAGAAAAGAAAGGAAGAGUGAAAGGUUGGGAUCAGGAGAAGAAGAGUAAAGGAGGAAUGGGAGCUAUUGAGAGAGUGAUAGAGAUGGAGAUGCUAAUGAAUGAGGUUUUCGAUUCAGUUUCGGCAAUGAAGAGAGCUUACGCAAGUUUACAAGAGGCGCAUUGUCCAUGGGAUCCGGAUAGGAUGAGAGUGGCGGAUGUGGCGGUGGUGGCGGAGCUGAGGAGGCUGGGGAUUUUGAGAGAGAGGUUUAGGAGGAGUGUUAGCAUUGCUGGUCAUGGAGGAAGAAAGAGAAUUGGCGGCAACGGAGAAGGGAUGGGGAUGCUGAGAGAGGUGGUGGCGCCGUAUGAGGCGGCGGUGGAGGAGUUGAAGAGGGAGGUGAAGACAAGAGAAGUGGAAGUGGAGAAUUUGAAGGAGAAGAUAAAAAAUCUUAGUACUAAUAGCAAUGGAAAGAAAGGAAGGUCUCAAUCAAAGAGGAAAGUCAGUUGCAGUAGUCAAGCAGCUCAAGUAACAGUUGCAGCAUCUCCAGCACCAGAUCUUUUUGAAGCAACGAUGAACCAAGUUAAAGAAACCUCAAAAUCCUUCACAUCGCUUUUAUUGUCUUUAAUGCGAGCUGCCCAUUGGGAUAUUGCAGCCGCUGUUCGCUCCAUUGAAGCAGCUACUGCCUCCACUGAUAAUUGCAUUAUCACUAACACCACCACUAUUGCCUCCACCAUUGUAACUCACCAUGCCAAGUAUGCAGUAGAGUCUUACAUUUCUAGAAAAAUAUUUCAGGGUUUUGAUCAUGAGACUUUCUACAUGGAUGGUAGUCUUUCUUCCCUUCUCAAUCCGGACCAGUUUCGCCGCGACUGUUUUGCUCAGUACAGAGACAUGAAAGGUAUGGACCCAGUUGAGCUUCUUGGAAUAUUGCCAACGUGCCAUUUUGGUAAAUUCUGUUUCAAGAAAUACGUGGCUAUUGUUCAUCCAAAAAUGGAGGAGUCUUUGUUUGGAAAUUUGGAGCAAAGGCAACAAGUAUUGGCUGGUAGCCAUCCAAGAAGUCAGUUUUACGGUGAGUUCUUGGGGUUGGCUAAAACUAUUUGGUUACUUCAUUUGCUAGCAUUUUCACUUGAUCCAGCACCAAGUCAAUUUGAGGCAAGUAGAGGAGCUGCGUUUCAUCCACAAUACAUGGAAAGUGUGGUGAAAUUCUCCGGCGGCAGAAUUCCAGCCGGUCAUAUUGUUGGGUUUCCAGUGAGUCCUGGGUUCAAGCUUGGAAGUGGAUUAGUUAUCAGGGCUAGAGUUUAUUUAGUGGCUAGGACAUGACUUGUUUUUCAGUUUUUGGGUUGACAAGUGUAAUUUUAUGUGCUCUAGAGUGUAAUGGACUGCUUGUUUAGAUCGACUUUUCUUCUCUCAAGAAAGCUUGGAAGUGAAUCAAGGAGAGAAGUAGUUUACCCAAUGUUAUUAGGAAUCAUAGGAUAGUGAUGUCAAGUUGUGUUGUAUGGGAUGUAAUAUGAGUUCCAAUAAUGUUAUGGGGAGUUUGUGUUACAAAGUUUUGAAGUUUAAGCUGUUAA